This is a messenger RNA of Gastrolobium bilobum, 1537 nucleotides long. RefSeq lists its product as uncharacterized. The annotation marks the transcript as partial. The record is from RefSeq and is a predicted model, not a curated record. Lineage: Eukaryota; Viridiplantae; Streptophyta; Magnoliopsida; Fabales; Fabaceae. The transcript is spliced from 3 exons.
AUGGAAGAUGCAGCAUCAGCACCAACUCAAAGAGCAGUACCAAACCAGAAUACAACACCAGCACCAGAAUCCAAUCCCUAUUACCUACAUCCCAAUGAAAGCUCAUCGCUGGUCUUAGUAUCUCCUUCAAUGAAUGGAAAGAACUUCCACACAUGGAAAAGAUCAAUGCGUAUGGCACUCCUAUCCAAGAACAAGCUUGGUUUUGUUAAUGGAACAAUCAAGAAACCAGAUGAUGACAGUCCUCUAUUUGGUUCAUGGGAAAGGUGUAACACUAUGAUAAUUUCUUGGCUCAAUCGAUCCAUCUCAGAAUCCAUUGCACAAUCAGUGCUUUGGAUGGAGAAAGCAGAUGAUAUAUGGAACAACUUGAAAGACAGGUUUGCUCAAACUGAUAUGUUUAGAAUUUCUGAUCUUCAAGAUGAAAUUUUCAAAUUGCAGCAAGGAGACAAAUGUGUUUCAGAUUACUUCACCCAAUUAAAGAUUUUAUGGGAUGAAUUAGAAAGCUUACAGCCAAUUUUACCAUCUUGCGCAUGUGGAGCAGCAACACAAGUAAAGGAUACUCGUGAAAGGGACUAUGUAAUAAGAUUCUUGAAAGGGUUAAAUGACCAAUUUGAACAUGUGAGAGCUCAACAAGAAAGGCGCCUGAAAAUAGGAGUCCAAGAUUCACAAUCUUUCAUCAAUAUUGCUGAACAACAAAAUUCCAGAGGACAACUAGACAGAGGACAGACUCGAUAUCAUCCAAAUUUCAAUCAGAACUUCAACCAAGGUUUCAAUCAAGGAAGAGGCCAAGGUUUUAAUCAAGGAAGAGGCCAAGGUUUCAAUCAAGGAAGAGGUCGUGGAAAUAAGUUUUGCACAUAUUGCAAGAGAACAAACCAUACCAUCGAGACAUGCUAUCUCAAGCAUGGAUUUCCACCAGGAUACCAAACCAGAAGACCAUAUGCUGCUGCUGCUGCUACAAACUUUGUUUCACUAGAAUUUGAUGAUAGUGUACACAAUACUGAUCCAGAACCUGAACCAGAAUCUCUGAAUCUUGCCUUUUCAAAAGAACAACAUCAAGAAAUUCUGGAACUUCUACAAAGAUCAAAGCUGCCUCACUCAUCCAAUAUGAUUCAAACCCACUCAUCUGCUUUCAAUAUAGGUAACACAGUAUCAGGUAUAAAAUCAAACCAUUGGAUUCUGGACACUGGAGCUACAGAUCACAUCACAUAUAUUUUCUCUAAUCUUUCAUGUGUCCAAUCCAUAAAUCCCAUACACAUCACACUUCCAAAUGGCACUCAAAUUACCACAACACAAUCAGGCACAGCAAGAAUUUCUGAUUCUUUAGUUCUUAAAAAUGUUCUCUAUAUAUCAACCAACCAGACGAUUGGUUCAGCUAAACAAUUAGAUGGACUCUACAUAUUGAAGACACAUGAAGGAUCUGUAAAGAAAAGUUUCUGCAAUAAAGUGAACUCCAAUGAUGCAUUGAUAUGGCACCAAAGACUUGGUCAUCCUUCUGAACCAGUCAUGAAGACCAUGUCCAUCUACUUCCCUUUCAUUUCAU